CUCUGUCUGGAUGGGGGACCACAAAAGAGGAAAUAACACCUGUACUCAUGAGAUCUAUUAAUCAUUCUGAGAAAAUUGUGUGACCACAUUGUUAAUUCUAUGUCUAUCGCCCCACUGGCCGAUUGCCAUGUUUCCUCAAAUGAAUGUAUAAAAAACACUGCUUGAUCUGAGUAAAAUUGCAGCAGUUCACAGCAUACUCUGGUGUCUGUGUCUGUCUGUCAUUCGCCGAAUCCCACUUAUCCUGAGUACCUUCAACCCGUUCUCCCUCGGUCUGGUGUUCCUACUGAGACCCAGUCCGCGGCAGGUGGCGCUUCGAACAGGGACAUGAAGGACAGGAUGCGGAAUCGCCCAUAUGGAUUCCAGACAGACUCAUCAGGCCAGCGCCGCAGAAAACUGCAAAAGCGAAAGGAAAAGUUAGCGACGGCCCGGCUCACUCAGGAGAUGAAGAAGCUGACCCUGAAGCCACAGAAGCUUCCGACAUGGACCCAGCUAAAACAUCUGGCGACGGAAGCAAAAGCACUUGCCUCGCAACAAUGUUCUAACCCUCCUUUAGAAAUGCUAUUUGUAGCCAUGUUGUCCUUGAUUGCUGUUGGGCCUACUACAGCCUCUACCAGUCCUUCUACCUAUUGGGCUUAUGUUCCUCGUCCUCCCCUCUUACAUGUAGUGGGGUGGUUGGAUGAUGAGACUUAUAAGGUAUUGAGCAAUCAGACGGAGAUCAUCGGGGGUUUCCAAGAUUCAGAUGAAAGGGCAAGUGCUUCCUCAUUUAUAAACUUUGCAGGAAGCUCAGAUUCAUUACCAAUUUGCUUCGCCCUGGAAGGAGUAGCUCCUCCCGGGUGUCUCUCCACCAGCUACAGAACCUUUUUAACUGAUGCCCCCAGCUCUACCGGACAAUAACCAGAUCUCUGGGCAGUGUACGUGAGGACCUGUAUGCCUUCCGCCUUAAAAACAAAAAAGGGGGAACUGCCACGCCCACGACGGUGUCGCCCGCGUGACAAAUACCUUGGAUGAGGUGGUUACGUGGGAAAGGGGGGCUCGCGGCCCUCGGGUCUAUGCCCCCGGCGACCCCUUAUCAAUCUGCCCAAAUCAUGGUGCCAGGCUACACGGAACCACGCAAAAUCUGCUUACAGAAGCUGGCUGGCAUUCUGCCUUUUUUCUCUUUGCAGCUGUGACUAUUGCUGUUUCCUUGUGUAUUGAUUUCAGGGAGUUAGCUCUCAAUGUUUCUGAUGUGCCCCAUAAAGAGAAUAAUGAUUCCUCAAAAGUGGCCUCAAUACCCCCACCUAUAAUUCAAGCUUUUAGGCAAACAGUUAAAGGGGGUCCUAGAAGUUUGGGGGAAUUUAUGAAUGACUUAGAACAAAAAGAACUUAUGACUCAGAGGGACAAAGAUUCUAGCGAGGAGAGAUGAAAGUAAAAGUCCAGGAACUCAUAAGCAAUCCACACGCGCAGCCAACAGCAGCUGCAAGGAAGCAGUUACAGGAACUAACCAGUCCUACAAGAAUUAUCAAGGGACAAAUAGAGUUUCUCAUCAAGGGUCGGUGGUGGCAACCCCCUAACUUUAAUCCUAGAUACAAUAAUUAUUUGGAGCCAUUGCCCUUUACGGGAGCUUAUGAUAAACAUGGGAACCAAUGGGUGAAUCAUAAUAGCAUGAAAACAGAAUGGCAUAAGUUACAGUUCAUGGAAAGGAUAGCUAGGUCCCAACCCCCCUGGUGCCUUCUCACCUGCAAGCAAAGGUUAAAUAUUUUCACACAAAUGAAACCAUGGUUAGAACGAUGGUGGGAAGGGUUUAAUUGUGAUACAAAACAAAGGUCUAAUAAUUACGUAGAAGGAAAAACUUCAGCUAGUGCUGUAAUGUUCUCUGUCUGGAUGGGGGACCACAAAAGAGGAAAUAACACCUGUACUCAUGAGAUCUAUUAAUCAUUCUGAGAAAAUUGUGUGACCACAUUGUUAAUUCUAUGUCUAUCGCCCCACUGGCCGAUUGCCAUGUUUCCUCAAAUGAAUGUAUAAAAAACACUGCUUGAUCUGAGUAAAAUUGCAGCAGUUCACAGCAUACUCUGGUGUCUGUGUCUGUCUGUCAUUCGCCGAAUCCCACUUAUCCUGAGUACCUUCAACCCGUUCUCCCUCGGUCUGGUGUUCCUACUGAGACCCA
Messenger RNA from Peromyscus californicus insignis, 2143 nucleotides. Its product is annotated as endogenous retrovirus group K member 6 Env polyprotein-like. NCBI's taxonomy places the organism in Eukaryota, Metazoa, Chordata, Mammalia, Rodentia, Cricetidae. The record is from RefSeq and is a predicted model, not a curated record. The transcript has 3 exons. The coding region runs from base 325 to 894 and encodes 189 amino acids.